AUGCUGAGUGUAUUCGAAAUUUCGAAAUGUUUGAGCAUUUCCACAUUGACUACUGCAAAGGAGGGGUGGAGGGCUACCAAUUUCAGGGAUGAACUACCGCAGAUGACUCAGUGGUUGAGUUGUCAGGAAAAGGUCGCAAUGUUUGAAACCUACUUGAAGGACUAUCAUCCGACUGAAGUGGAGAGGGAGCAGGAGGAACAGGAUGCACUAGAGUCUGAAACGCUCUCCCUCACGCACUGCUUACCCUUCCAUCAACUGGAUGUCUGGCACACCUUUAAAUUUUCAUUGGACACUCUUGGUAACGAUGUAGAUGGCCAGGAGGAGAUAGAUUCAGUCAGGGCUAAGCCAGGGAAAGGCAGAGCUGAGGACGUGGGAGAUGGGAGAUUUGAUGUUGUAGUUGUUGCGCAGUCAGAUGAAGCUGAGUCCACUGGACUUCAUGUUGCCUGGCCUAAGGAACAUUUGGCUUAUGUGGAAUGGCUCACACUCUCUAAACAGCCAGGACGACAUCAUAAUAUGUAUUCAGUCACUAAGGCUAUUGGCCAGAACAACAACAUUGUUCCAGGUGACAUAGUUUCUCUUUCUACUAUACGUCAAUCUUGUCAUCUUAUUCCUCACUUGGGUCCUAACAUUAGUUGGCCUUCCAGCUGGAAUUUUCUUCUUAACAAUUGGUCAAGUAAAUUUGCUUAUCAGAUGCUUUGGUAG
Molecule: messenger RNA, 702 nt
Organism: Suillus paluster
Lineage: Eukaryota; Fungi; Basidiomycota; Agaricomycetes; Boletales; Suillaceae
Exons: 5
Coding region: 1-702 (233 amino acids)
Source: RefSeq, a predicted model, not a curated record